CAGGCUAAAUUUACCCUGAUGUUAAGGUCGGCAGGGAGAGGACUCGGCGUUUGUCACCUGUUAUUUACCUGAACACACUGUUGAUAUAUCAGAGUACCGUCAGUGCGGAUUGAGUUUCUCCGGGAUCAGUGCGGUAACACCAUGGCCGAGCCCGCAGGGAAGAGGUUAAAGAGCAGCCUGCCGCUGUGCAGGGCGCACCGGAGCUCCGGAGCGAGCAGCCGGGCCAGACACAACCUGCCUGCCGCCGUGGAGGAGGCUCUGUGCGGGGUGAGCAGCCUGCUGUGGGAGGGAGUAUACCGGCUGCAGGCUCUGACUACGGUGUUUGAGCGGGAAGACAUCCCUCUGCCCCGUGUUGUGUCUUUCUUCCACCACCAGGCGCUGAAGCAGCAGGAUGAGGCUGAGGCCAUGCUGGCCUACCUGGCAGAGAGGGGUGGCACCUACUGCAGCAAGGAUAUCCAGAAGCCUGGGUGUGAGGCCGUGUGUGCCCUGCUGCCUGCUCUGGAGCUGCUGCUCCUCCAGCUGAAAGAAGAGGCUAGUGUCAUGGUAGAGCUGAGUCAGCUGGCCCGAGAGCAAGGAGACCCACACACCAGUCACGUUGUGAAGAACGUCUUUCUGGGGCCGCGGGUGGACCGCCUCAAAUUGCUGGGCGACCUGCUCACCAGUGCCCGCCGGGUUGGUUGUACCAAUGACCAGACAGGGGGGUUCGGGGAGUACAUCCUGAAUGAGCUCCAGGAAGAACUCACCAGAUAGCCUGCCCAUUUCAAAGUCUUGGAUUUAAAUGAAACAGGAAGUGACUAUCUGUAUUAAUUUUGAGAAAUUUAAAUUUGAAAGAGAUUUGAUUUUCUGCAGUUUUGGACAACAUGAUUUGUAAUUAGUUACCCCAGAGUCAAGAGUCAUACGAGCACAGAUGUGACAGGUGUAUGUUUAGCUUAGGUCGAUGCACCAAAUGCACUUUAAAAGUGCUACAAAUAUCACAUUACAUGUCCUCGGCAUUCAAAACAGUCAUAUUAUAAUUUUUAUUGCCACCUACUGACACCAUCUACUCUGAAAGUCUUCUGGUGUGGCAGCGGUUUCAUUAAAAGAACAAUUUUUAUGUGUAACCCCAACAUGAGCAUUCCAAUUGCUAUCAUUUGAAGCACAGAGAGUAGCCAAAACAAGGGGUUUAGCAGCAUAAUUGAAGAAUGAUGCUAACACACCAUUUUGGUGAAACUUUUGGACCUGGCAUUCAUAUAGAUGUUACUUAGACAUGUACGACCCACCUAAACCAGACCAGACACCCCCACCCCAUAGCAAUGACACUCCUUGAUGACAGCAGCCAUCCCCAGCAGGAU
Molecule: messenger RNA, 1331 nt
Organism: Mugil cephalus (flathead mullet)
Lineage: Eukaryota; Metazoa; Chordata; Actinopteri; Mugiliformes; Mugilidae
Product: Ferritin light chain, oocyte isoform-like
Exons: 3
Coding region: 142-750 (202 amino acids)
Biological process (GO): iron ion transport; intracellular iron ion homeostasis
Cellular component (GO): cytoplasm
Molecular function (GO): ferrous iron binding; ferric iron binding
Source: RefSeq, a predicted model, not a curated record